Messenger RNA from Numida meleagris (helmeted guineafowl), 3284 nucleotides. RefSeq names its product aldehyde oxidase 3-like. Gene Ontology annotation, molecular function: iron ion binding; oxidoreductase activity; 2 iron, 2 sulfur cluster binding. The record is from RefSeq and is a predicted model, not a curated record. Bases 2017 to 2682 code for a protein of 221 amino acids. The transcript is spliced from 8 exons. Lineage: Eukaryota; Metazoa; Chordata; Aves; Galliformes; Numididae.
GAUACGCUGAAACAGGGACCACACGAAAUCAGUGAACUGGGGAAAGUGCACUAUGUCUGUGCCUCUCCUAUGUACCUAUGUGUCAUAAUAGGUGCUGGUAAAUUCCAGGCAAGUCAAUUAUUGUACAAAUUGUGGCCCAGCUCUUACAGGCAGUGUCACCCCACCUGCCAUGCUGAGCUGUUUGUACUCCUCAGAUUCAUCGUGUUCUAGAUCUGUGCUUUGCUAUCUGCAGUACAGAUUACAUCUGCUUAUCAGUAUUUUUCAGCUACUAUUAGCAAGGAUUCCUCCCUGCCUCUUUACAAGUGACACUGUUUUCUGUUUGUCUCAGUGAAAUCUAACUAUAUACUAAACACGUUUUUGUGGAUUUUUUUUUUUAAUGGAAAGAUACUAAACAAUCUCCUGGCUUUAAGAUAAUUGAAAAACUGUGUGGAAGCUAGAAAUAUCAGCUAUUAAACAUCCUUUUGUCGACACUAUGCCUAUAAGGGAUAUUAUGAAAUGAAUUUUCUUGGAAUAUACAAGUGUUUAGGAGGUGGGGUUUUUUGUUUUGUGUUUUUGUUGAUAUGUUUGUAGUAUUAAAGAUUUGCAGACACAAGGAGCUACAUAAGCACAGUGUUAGGUCUCCAAAGGCAUGGUGUAUUGGAUGGCUGUGGACACAUUAAUAUACAUUGUGCAGAAGCACCCAAACUGGAAAUGGAAGGUAAAAACUUUUUUUUUCUUUUUCUUUUUUUUUUUUUUUUUUUGUGGUAAAGAUGUAUUUCUAUAAAUAUGUACCUUCAUCACUCCCAACCUAUGUCUGGAGAAUCUUCAACACCUAAAAUAUCGGUACUAAGUUCUGAUUCGGAGUCAGGUGCUCUGACAGAUAGGUAUCGGAUGUCCAAAGUCCAGUAUUAGAUGGGGUUAUUUCUUGUCCUUUAAUCCUGCAUAUUGUACCUGCAAUGCAUGAGGAAUACCACAGCAGUGCUGCAGUUGGCAGAAUUCAUUAAGGCUUUUGCAUGCAGUACCUUACGACUUCAAUUUUUUCAUUGUGAUAAUUCUCUUGACAUAUUUUAGGGGCUAAACCACUAAAGAAUCAGCAAGUAGCUCUGCUGGGAGUAAUUUCCUUCUAAUGGGGAACAAUAAAAAGACGGGGAACUGACUACUUUGUCUUGCAAUCCUGAACUGUUUCUAAAUGGAAGAGACACCUUUGCUGUAUAAUAUGAAAAAAAAAAAGUGACAUAUACAUUAAAAAAGGAGAAAGCCUUGAAAGUCAUGCACAUAAAUUAAAAAAAAAAAAAAAGCCAGCUGUAAUAAAGCAUUAUGAGAUUAAUGAGCUUGUUUACUAAAUGUGAAUCCAGAGUAAAGAGAGAAGAUUCUAGAAUACCAGAUUGGGUUUUGGAAUAUCUUUCUCUAAAAACUUAGCAUGUACAGUGUAUGAUCAAUUCAUAAUGGCAACUGCAGCAGUCAGGCUAUUGAGCUGGAGUGGCGUAGAGAUAAUCAGUAGGAAAUUUUAAAGCGUAUGUGGUAAUAAUCCUGAUUCUGUUGAGAUCUGGUUACAGGAAAACACUAACUAUAAUGCCGAUCAGUGAUAGACUAAAGGAGAAGCACAGGUUUUCGAUUCAGGCAUUCCUAACUAUUCUACACUUCAUAACAUUAAAAAGAGACCUUGCAGAUGUAGUUCAAACCCAGAAGACACUCCAGCAGAUACCUUAUCACUUAUGUUACAAAGCUGGAAUUAGAGGGGAUCUUAUUCUUUUCAAAUUUCGGCUCACCAGAGAAGAGUUAGAGUGCAGAGUGCGAGCAGAAAGUUUGGUGCACCAGCACCUUAAAAUGCAUUACUUGCUCUGAAAGUACAUACCUUACACUGGCUCCUCCCUAUCUACCUGAUUUGCUGCUCAGCCUGAAAAUAAAUUCUGUGGGACACAGAGCAAAUUUGGUUGACUUGAGUCAGAGUCAUAUGACCUAGGUGAGGAGCAUGUAGCAUUUCAUUAAUUUCUCACAGUGUAUACAGCUUUAUUUUUCAGAUAUUAAUGCAGCAUCAUGGCUUGCCAUGACCAACAAUCAGAUGACCUUGUCUUUUUUGUGAAUGGCAAGAAGGUAAUUGAGAGGCAGGCAGAUCCUGGAGAAUUACUCCUGUAUUAUCUAAGAAAGAAACUCCGUCUCUCAGGAACAAAAUAUGGCUGUGGAGUAGGAGGCUGUGGUGCAUGCACUGUAAUGUUAUCUACAUAUGACCCAGUUGCCAAGAAGAUACGACACCAUCCUGCCAACUCCUGUCUGCUCCCCAUAUGCUCACUGCAUGGUGCUGCUGUUACUACCGUGGAAGGGGUUGGAAGCAUAAAAAACAGGAUUAAUCCAAUUCAGGAAAUGGAAUACGGAGCAUGGAAGUUUUCCCUAACGUACUGCCAUGCAGGGAUUAUAUCACAAUCUCCACAGCACAGACCUGUCCAUUCCUGUUUCGUGGCAUGGCAAUUUUCAGAAGGGAUUGGGAAGAACAAAGAGCACUGCUCAGUUUCAAUUAUUACACCAGCAUGGCAUCUAGCCAGCUCAUUGAGGACAACAUGCUGCUUAUGUUGUGGAGAGGCUUGCCAAAUGCCAUGGCUCCCAGUGUGGCUUCUGCACUCCUGGAAUGGUGAUGUCCAUAUAUGCUUUACUGAGAAACCAUGUGAAACCUUCCAUGGAACAGAUAAUUUCUGCACUGGAUGGUAAUUUAUGCCGUUGCACAGGAUACAGGCCAACUAUAGACAGCUAUGCGCCUUUUGCUAGGGAGCAAACAUGUUGCCAGCUGAGAGGAACUGGACAAUGUUGCUUGGAUCAGGAAGAACUUGGGUGCUCAUCUUCUGGAGUUCGGGUAAGAUACAUUGAAUGUUUGUUGGUUUUUUUUCAUUCUCUCCUAUCUGCAUUACAAAAUUUGUAGAAAAUGGGCCAUCUUUUCUGUCCUUGGGUAUUCAGCCCAGACUGAAUUUCAUGCUUUGGGUACUGGAGAAAAGUAGCACAAACAUAUCUGCAUUUCUGUAUAGUCAGGAUGAAGAUUACAGUGCAGAGAGGCAUGACUUAUUUAGUGACUUUUUUCAGUGAGAGUGUGGACCUCACUUUUACACAUUUAAGUCUACUGCGUUCUGUGAAGAAGAAAACUUUUGAAGAGAAACACUCUUCUUAAAAAAGCUGGUUUUAACAUGAAGUUGAAUUUCUUUAACAGAAGUUCUGCAACCAUCAGCAUGGCUUGUUUCUGCGUUCUUGACACGCCAACUCUGAGGAAACAAAGCUGUCCCUGUGCAAUAUUAGUUUGUGCUUCUAAAGAUUUUCAUAAA